GCGGGAGCGCGCGCGCACGAGCUGGGCAGCAGGCUCCAGAGCGAGUCGGUCCUCGCGGCUCAGCCCGCUCCCCCGCGCCCUAUGUGAGGGACCCGGGGAAGCCAGCGGCGCAGGGGAGGGCGAGGCAUGUGCACGGGCAAGGGGGUGCUGCAGCCGCCCGAGGAAGAGGAGGACGGCGGCGGCGAGGAGAGCGGGGGGCUCGGGGCGGCGGGCCCGGGCCGAGGGGAUGCAGCGGACUGUGUGUGUCUGGCAGUAGCUGACGCGAGACGGCGAAGAGGCGCCGGGGAUCUGCGAGAAGGGCGACCAGGAGGCGGCGGCGGCGGUGGCCGCGAGAAGUAGCAGCAGGACGGGCGGCGGCGGCGGAGACGGCAGCCCUGAAAUGCAUUUUCCUCUCCAGCGGCCAUGUUAACCAGGAAACCUUCGGCCGCCGCUCCCGCCGCCUACCCGACCGGCCGAGGAGGGGACAGCGCUGUUCGUCAGCUUCAGGCUUCCCCGGGGCUCGGAGUGGGACCCCCCCGGAGCGGAGUGGGGACUGGCCCUCCCUCCCCGAUCGCCCUGCCGCCCCUCCGGGCCAGCAACGCUGCCGCCACAGCCCACACGAUUAGUGGCAGUAAGCACACAAUGAAUGAUCACCUCCAUGUCGGCAGCCACAGCCACGGACAGAUCCAGGUGCAGCAGCUGUUUGAGGAUAACAGUAACAAGCGGACAGUGCUCACGACACAACCAAAUGGGCUUACAACCGUGGGCAAAACGGGAUUGCCGGUGGUUCCAGAGCGGCAGCUGGAGAGCAUCCAUCGACGACAGGGGAGCUCCACCUCUCUGAAGUCUGUGGAAGGCCUGGGGAAGGUGAAAGCCACCCCCAUGACGCCUGAACAAGCAAUGAAGCAAUACAUGCAAAAACUAACCACCUUCGAACACCAUGAGAUUUUCAGCUACCCUGAAAUAUACUUCUUGGGUCCAAAUGCAAAGAAGCGCCAGGGCAUGACAGGUGGGCCCAACAACGGAGGCUAUGAUGAUGACCAGGGAUCGUACGUGCAGGUGCCCCACGAUCAUGUGGCUUACAGGUACGAGGUCCUCAAGGUCAUUGGGAAGGGGAGCUUUGGACAGGUGGUCAAGGCCUAUGACCACAAAGUCCACCAGCAUGUGGCCCUGAAGAUGGUGCGGAAUGAGAAGCGCUUCCACCGGCAGGCUGCCGAGGAGAUCCGGAUCCUGGAACACCUGCGGAAGCAGGACAAGGACAACACCAUGAACGUCAUCCACAUGCUGGAGAAUUUCACCUUCCGCAACCAUAUCUGCAUGACGUUCGAGCUGCUGAGCAUGAACCUCUAUGAGCUCAUCAAGAAGAAUAAAUUUCAGGGCUUCAGCCUGCCUUUGGUUCGCAAGUUUGCCCACUCCAUUCUGCAGUGCUUGGAUGCUUUGCACAAAAACAGAAUAAUUCACUGUGACCUUAAGCCCGAGAACAUUUUAUUAAAGCAGCAGGGUAGGAGUGGUAUUAAAGUGAUUGAUUUUGGCUCCAGUUGUUAUGAGCAUCAGCGUGUCUACACGUACAUUCAGUCCCGUUUUUACCGGGCUCCGGAAGUGAUCCUUGGCGCCAGGUACGGCAUGCCCAUCGAUAUGUGGAGCCUGGGCUGCAUUUUGGCCGAGCUCCUGACCGGGUACCCCCUUUUGCCUGGGGAAGACGAAGGCGACCAGCUGGCCUGUAUGAUCGAACUGCUGGGCAUGCCCUCCCAGAAACUGCUGGAUGCAUCUAAACGAGCCAAAAAUUUCGUGAGCUCCAAGGGUUAUCCCCGUUACUGCACUGUCACGACUCUCUCAGACGGCUCUGUGGUUCUCAACGGAGGCCGUUCCCGGAGGGGGAAACUGAGGGGCCCUCCAGAGAGCAGAGAGUGGGGGAAUGCUCUGAAGGGCUGCGACGAUCCCCUUUUCCUUGACUUCUUGAAACAGUGUUUAGAAUGGGAUCCUGUGGUCCGCAUGACCCCUGGCCAGGCGUUACGGCAUCCCUGGCUGAGGAGGCGGUUGCCAAAGCCUCCAGCGGGGGAGAAGACGGCAGUGAAAAGGAUAACUGAGAGCACUGGUGCUAUCACUUCCAUUUCCAAGUUACCUCCACCUUCCAGCUCCGCUUCCAAACUGAGGACUAAUUUGGCACAGAUGACAGAUGCCAAUGGGAAUAUUCAGCAGAGGACAGUCUUGCCAAAACUUGUUAGCUGAGCUGAGUCCCCUGAUGCUGGUAAUCUGAAAGAUACAUACGAUGUUGCUGAGCCUUACUGGGUUGGAAAGGAGUAGCUCAGACCUGUUUUUAUUUGCUCAAUAACUCAACUCAUUUGUAUCUCUUCAGCACUUAUUUUAAUGUAAGAAAGUUGUUUGUUUUGUUUUUAUAAAAUACAUGGGGACAAUGCUUUAAGUUUUUAUACUUUCUGAAACUUUUUGUGUUCUAAACGUACGAUGAGCCUUACUGUAUUUGGUGUGGCAGCGUAAUAAACAUCAGUGGCAGGCCAUUGAUUACUUCAUGACUGCCACGCAUUUACAGAUUGGUGUCGAAGACAUUCACUAUGUUUUUAUGGUUCAUAGCGUAUUCUCCCCACGGUGAUUGCCCCCAAAGGCCCCCCUGCUCUCCCCAUGCUCUGGGUUCAUGCGCAGGUGCAGCAUGUCCUGCUUCUGUCGUCUCUAGGUUAUCUGGGUGGUAGUUUCGGUGGGAGGGGAAUGGUCAGGAUGAAAAUGAUAUUCCAAGAAAAACUGCACCUUAGAGAUUUUUUUUUUCUCCUGAAGUCAUGCUCAAACACAAUAAAAUCCUCAAGGUUGAAGUGACCAGUUAGCAUUCUGACAUUUUCAAAGCUGGCCAACCAGACCUGGUGGAUAAAUGGAAAAGCGUGUGUUCCUCCAAAUCUUCUAAUAGGAUCAGCGAGCUGUUUUGUAAAGAAGCCUCAUAUUACAGAAUUGGUCUUGCACCUAAAUUUAGACAUGUAUUCCGUGAACUGCUUCUCCCUUCUCUUUGCUUUUCCCCUCCGUUACUCUUUUACCACACAUCUGUUGCUUGCAUUAGGGUUUUUUUUUUUCUUCUUCAAAUAGAUAUCCUAGACUGUUAAUAUGGAAAAGAGACAUUUCAGCUGUGAUUAUGACCAUCGUUUCAUAUUCCAAUUUAAAGAACAGCAGCCUAGCUACAUAAGGUGGGGAUUUCCAAAUUCCAAAGAAGGUUUAAUAGAUUAGCAUGAGUUCCCACUUUCUAGGUACCACUGUAAGGUCCUCUUAGCCUGGGAAAGUAUCAACUGUUUCUUUAAAAAAAAAAAAGAGAGGGUUGAAAAUCCUCUUGAUGAGCAGACGUUAUUGUGGCUAUUCAGUAAGGCCAAUUUUAACACCAAAUUUAAAGGAGGAAAAGUUCAACCUCAAGUUAAAUGGUUUGAUUGAUUCUUUGUACCAUUAGAAGAACCACAGAAAUUGCAUUCCUCUAUUUUACCUUUUUUUGGAUUGCACUGAUUGUUUUUGUGAGAAUGACACUUUACCUGGAAAAGUAACUGAGAGUUAAAAGUAAAAGAAUAUUUUCUUCUCUGAAUAUAAUUAUUUUCACAGUGGAAAUUUCAGUAUUUUAUCACUAAUGUAUGAGCAGUGAUAUAUAUCAAUUGCAAGGCACGUGAAAAUUUUUUAGUAUGUGCAAUUUAAUAUAGAAAGAUUUCUGCCUGUUUGGAAAUAGGUUUGGGUAGUAUAAGUUAAGAUAAAUACUCUUUUAUAUGCACAGAUAUUAUUGUAUUGCCUGUAAACUGAUUUACAAGUACUUAAAGCAUGGUCCCCAGUGAGGCCAAGAAAGUUUCCGGUUAAGUUUUUGGUUUUUUGAGGUUUUUUUUUUAGUAUUAAUCCUACAGUUUCUCUUACUUUAAAAAUAAAGUAGUUUUGAACAAAACACUUUACUUAUCUUGAGGCUUUGUCAGUUGAUGGUGGAGAAAAAUGCUCAGGAAAUACUACAGAGAUUUGCCAAAAAACAGUAAUAAGAUUAGCUUAUUAAUAAGAUAGUGAUGUUGAUAUUUGCUUUUCUAUUUAAGGGUGUUACUGGUAAAUUAAUUUACUUCUGUAUUUAAAAAUAUUAUAGCUUCUUCUCCUUAGGCAAAUUCUUUACCAUAUUGUACACAUUUCUGUGUAAUCUGUGGAAGCGCAAUGUGUUAGUAAAUUGCAUUUUAAAUGAUGCUCAUGUGAUGAUAUCCUCAAUCACUGGCUUACAGAAUUUAAAGAUUAUGUAUUUAUUAUUAAAAUUUUAGCUUUAAAGGCAAGAAAUGUAAGACUUGGUGCGAUGGCUUUGUAAACCCACAAGCCUCUUAAGAUGGUUAGCCUCUUUAGGUCACUGAGAUAAACAAAAACAUAAAGACUCUUUUCCCCUUGCAAUACUCCUUUUCCAUAUUCAGUCUCAUUUCCACAGUUAGGUUGAACUAUAUGAACCUGAGCCUGCCAUUAAUAAGAAUUUCCCUCUGAAAUUAUUAUAUAUGUAAAAACUUAUAAAUGGACUAAUACUGUUUGUCUUUCCCCCGCCACACAAAACUGGUUCAUAAGAUGCCAACGAAACAUUUGUGACUCUCUUUACUCACAAAUGUAACCGGAAACUUUUAAGCCAAACUAUAAUGUGCAGCGCUAUGGGGCUCCCCCUGCCCUCUCCUAAAUACAGUGGAAUUUAUUCACAAGAGCCACCCCAUUCAGUGUUUAGUGAUAGAGCUGCUUUUCAAAAAUUCUAGCUUGCUCGUAAUAUCAAGGAGAACAAUUUUGCAUCUUUGUGAUUUUAAAACAAAAAUAAAUGAAGGGCUCUGAUAGGCUACUGGAAGUUGGCUUGGAAACAGUCCUUGGUCUCACAGGUUACCAUUGUCUAGGGAUGUCUGAGCUGUUUUCAGGUUUAGGAAUAGCACAGUGUCGUCUUGUCUUUGGUUGCAGUCUCAUCUGGCUCCGUUUCUUGCACCACCAGAGUGUGCAUUACCACGUAAGUGUAUUGCUACAACAGUGGAACAACAGAGUGAUGCAAGACAGUGUAGAUUAACAGUAGAGGAGAAAUUGUGCCCUUAGUGUUAACAAUGUGCCUUUUGUUCUGAAUGCCAUGUUGUAGGGCAUGCAUUUUUUGGCCUCUUUAACUCUUUGAAUACUGGGCAGUAAGGAUGGAACCCACCUCUGCAAAGAUACAUCUGUCUUAAAUAUCCAGUUACUUAUAGGCCUUAAUAGAAACCAUAAGGCGUGAAUCAUCACCAGGCACUGAAAAAAGUAACCAUUGCUUAGUUACACAGGGAAUUCCUAUGUUUAAGGGGUUAAAGAUGGUCUUUGUUGUAUCUUAACAUCAGACUGAUUUUCUAAAUGAUAUUUUCUUUUGUUAUGCUAACACUAGACAAAAAUCAACUGUAUUUGUAAAAAUUUACCUCAGACCAUUUAAUUUUAUAGUGUGAUUAAUCCCAGGGCAUUUGGUAUGAACCAAAGUGCAUUCCUUUUCUAUGUGCCUGGCUCUAGUAAGGAUGGCCAGGGAUUUUUACAAUUUGGGUGCAAGGCACUUAAGCCACUUUUAAACUUACUGGAUGGUUUGGAGUCAUGUUAAAGGACUCCGUCAGAAUGUUAGGAACACUUUAGGCAUCAGUAGCAUUGGGCCAUAUUGGAAUCUUAACAGUGUGAAUUAUUUUAAAGAGGACAUUCAUUUUUGUAAUUUUUUUCAUCGAUAUUUCUGGUAAGCAGAAGACUUUUUAAAAAGAAAAACUGAUUUGGUCGGCAAAGGUUUUAAUAUUGCCCAACAUAAUGCUGUGGUAGCAUUUUAAAAAACAGUAUUUGUGAACUCUGUUUCUUAGGGGCUUGUACAUCUCUCUGCUAUGGACACAUAUAAAAUGAAUUGUAAUUAUACUCAGCUCAACUGCUACAGUUAUGUCUAGGCAGUGGCUUGGGUUUUUAUCGAGCAACAACUUAGACACGUGACUGUAAUAUGCUGCAACUGUGUGUACUGAAAAUAUGUGAAAAUGGUUGAAUGUGGACUGUGUAUAUAUGUAUGUAAAAAUUUCUGUGAGAUGCUGCUGUUGCCACUUCACAUGAAAUAUGUUCUAGUGGAUUUUAAUCCUAGUGGCCAGUUCUAUGAUACUGUAUGUGUUGUACAGCUGAUCACAGGAGUAAGACUGUUCAGUGAAUAUUUGUUAAAUUUUAUUGUCGUGGCCAGAGAUAAUUUCAGAAUAAAAUUUUAAUGUCCUACCUUACUUUUUCUCCCCUUUUCUAACUAUAAUUUUACUCCUGACCUAUUUCUGGUAUUCUUGGGCUGGUAGCC
This is a messenger RNA of Pteronotus mesoamericanus, 6259 nucleotides long. RefSeq names its product dual specificity tyrosine phosphorylation regulated kinase 2 (gene DYRK2). The transcript has 3 exons. NCBI's taxonomy places the organism in Eukaryota, Metazoa, Chordata, Mammalia, Chiroptera, Mormoopidae. The record is from RefSeq and is a predicted model, not a curated record. Gene Ontology annotation, biological process: peptidyl-serine phosphorylation; peptidyl-threonine phosphorylation. Gene Ontology annotation, cellular component: cytoplasm; nucleus; cytoskeleton. Bases 403 to 2208 code for a protein of 601 amino acids. Gene Ontology annotation, molecular function: protein serine/threonine/tyrosine kinase activity; protein serine/threonine kinase activity; ATP binding.